This is a messenger RNA of Lates calcarifer (barramundi perch), 2040 nucleotides long. RefSeq names its product signaling lymphocytic activation molecule. The record is from RefSeq and is a predicted model, not a curated record. The annotation marks the transcript as partial. The transcript is spliced from 7 exons. NCBI's taxonomy places the organism in Eukaryota, Metazoa, Chordata, Actinopteri, Centropomidae.
UUGCAGAUCAAGGACCAAAGUGUAACUGAACAUCCUCAGUUUAAGGACAGAGUGUCCCUAAACCCCACAAACUACAGUUUAACAGUGAGAGGACUGACUCUUCAAGAUUCUGGUGAAUUCAGUUUUGUCUCAGAGGUGAAUGAAAAACAAAGGCCUACAGUCACUGUCACUCUGCAGGUUCAUGCUGACCCUGUCCUGACCGUCAAUUCCACCUGGCAUGCCUCGAACGAAUCCUGUACAGUUUUGUUGGAGUGCACUGUAACCUCUGACAGCGGUGUCACCUACAAGUGGGCCGUGAGGAACCAGAGCCUGAGCGGCUCCAGGUUGCAGUACAUCCUCAGGCCACAGGAUGGAGAAACCACAUUCACCUGCACUGUCUCAUUCUUCAAGGAGAAUCUAGAAAUCUGUCUUCAAAACAGUGAAUGUAGCAACAAUAUAUCUGACACACAUGAAGCUGAGUCCAGCUCUUCAUCUCUUGUGGCGUUGAUUGUUCGUCCGAUUAUUGGAAUUUUGCUGAUUAUUCUGCUGCUGCUCUGCCUGCUUCACAACACAAAGAUAAAAGAUGGAUGGUGUAACAGACCCACUCAAACAGGCAACCAGGAUGAAACUCCACAGCAUGUGUACUCCUCUCUUCUACACGGUGAUGGCUCUGUCUAUGAAACAGCGAAAGCCUCUGAAGAUGCCUGGAGUCAGUUCAUCUCAAUGAUCCUGGUUAGCAGAAAGAGCACACAGGCUUAGUGUUUUAUGUUGGCACAGAUUGUGAAAUAGAUUGUUCUCUCAGUUAAGCCCCUUCUUCCUCUCCUUAUUAUCUCUAUUUCUUUAUUAUGUGCUUUUACAACCAGAUAAAUCGAUAUACUGUAAACUUUCACUGUAACAUGAGAACACACUAAGUAUAGUGUCUAAAUGUUACAAUUGUGGAAACACAUCUCAGUAAGAGGAACUUUCAGGAUGAGCUGUACCCACUCACACUGACUGACAGUGCCUUGCCUUGUUUCGCCUUGGUUGCCAAUAACUAGAGGUGUUGAAAUACUGGAUCUUCCCUCUUUUGGAUUCAGUUGUUUCUGUGGCAGCUUAAGCAAAACACGUUGUCUCAAAUUUCAAGCAUAUUUAAAAACAAUCAGAGAAACGUGAGGAUAAGUGUUCAUUUUAAAGUCCAAUUGAGAACAGCCCUUGAUAACAUCUUAGCGUUAAUGUUGCUUUAAAUGUUUAAAACAGUAUCACAGACAUCUUUUUUCCUGCGACAACAGCUCAAACCAUGUCUCUCUUUAUCUCUAUAUAUGUCUUUUUUUAGUAGUCUGCUCUGAUUUGGUUCCAUGUCCAUACAGAGAAUUGCAUCAUCAACAAAACAAGAGAAGCACGGAUGGAAACUUGAAAAACAACGUUCAAGUUUAGGUAGUUCUUGCAGCAUUUAUAAAACAUGGGAUAGUUAAGAGUUUAUUCUAUGAGGUAUGGUUCUAUAUGGGUACAAAUUAGUUCAAAGUCAGCAUCCAAGUCAGAGUUCAGUGAGAACAAAUGUCAAGAAUUGUUUUUAAAAUGUGAUUAGCUGUUGUUAAAGAGAACAGAUUUUGAUGCAUGAAUGUGCAUUCAUCUGUCUUUUCAACUCAGCUGUAUAGACAGCUAGCACUGCUUCUCGUGCUAUAACCUCAUGAUUUCUAAACUAGCGGUCAGUAUCGAUUUCACACUGAUAUAAUUUUAUCAUGCAUACAUCAUGUGUAUACUUUUAGCCACUUGAUGGUACCCUGUGGUUUCUCUUUCAGUGACCAGGCAGAUCAGUCUGCCAUGAUGGUUCCUGUGGCCAAAUGUCUAGUAGUUGCAUCUGUGACUUCAUGUACUGUAUGAUGGAUAAUUUAAUUAAUCUAAAUUUAAAUUUAAUCGAAAUUAAAUUUAAUCUGAUGUAAUAACUGUGUAUUAUCUUUUUUUUAACCUAUCUAUUUAAAUAAGGUAAAUAUGUGUGAAUAUUGUGUGGCAUCAGUUUUAUGUCACAGUAGUCCUACCUUGGUAGAAAUAUUAUUUUGAAAUAAAUAAAUACACACUCUUGAA